CCCGCCCGGCCCGUUCCGGCCCAGCCAUGGCGGGAGACGGCGAGGAGGCUCUGACGGCUUUCGUGGCCCUUCACGGGGCCGCGCUCCGCGCAUCGCAGGUCCCCACGCAAUACUGGGAGAGCCUGAGCCGCAAACUGCGGGGAGAGGUAUUUGAUGCUGGUGAUUACUUUGGAAUAAUGCAAGUAGAAGAGGUGGAUGAGGAGGAAGAAGUUGAUGAAGAAAUGGAAGAACAGUUUAAAAAGAAACCAAAUCCUGGAAAUGGGCCUUGUUUCAAAGUUAUUGUAACUAAUGAGAAUGGACUUCAAGCCUCCAAUCCUGAUAGCGUGUUCCUCAUCGACCACGCCUGGACAUACCGCGUGGAGCAUGCCCGGCAGCAGCUGCGCCUUGUGCCUGGCCUGCUGCACAGGAUGGCCAACCUCAUGGGCAUCCCCUUCCACGGAGAGGUCCCAGACGAGGGCAGCAUCGAGCAGGUGGUGCAGGAAAUGUGGAAAUACAACCAGACCUACCAGCUCUCUCAAGGGCAGACUGCAGAGGAGAAGGUUCCUGUCUGGUACAUCAUGGAUGAAUUUGGAUCACGCAUUCAGCAUUCAGACCAGCCAAGUUUUGCAGCAGCACCUCUGUUUUAUAUGCCUCAACAAAUUGCUUACACAGUUCUCUGGCCUUUGAGAGACCUUGAAACUGGUGAUGAAGUCACUCGUGAUUACGCUUACGGGGAGACAGAUCGCCUGAUCAGGAAGUGUGUUUUGUUACCCUGGGUGCCUGCUGAAGUGUUGGAUAUCAGCUGUUUUACUCCAGAACCACCAGAUGAGCAUUAUCAAGCAAUUUUGACAGAAAACAAGGAAAAACUUCCCGCAGUAAUAAAUCCAGCAGUUUAUGCUAAAGACAAAGUUUUCAAGGUGUUCACUGACAUUCCGCAAGUCCUCAACAACCUGACGCAUCCCCGUUUUGUAUUCACAGACAACGAGGGAGAAGCAGACAUCCUCUACAACUUCUCACACUUCAAAGAUUAUAGGAAGCUAAGUGAGGAGAGGCCUGAGGUAAUGGUGAAUCAGUUCCCAUGUGAGAGCCUCCUGACAGUCAAAGACUGCCUUGCAUCCAUUGCUAGACGAGCUGGAGGACCAGAUGGGCCCAGGUGGUUGCCUCGGACUUUUAACCUCCAGACAGAAUUGCCUCAGUUCAUCAGCUACUUCCAGCAACGUGACAGAAGAGGAGAAGACAAUCACUGGAUAUGCAAACCAUGGAACCUGGCCAGAAGCCUGGAUACGCACAUCACCAACAACCUGAACAGUAUCAUCAGGCACAGGGAAAGCAGCCCAAAGGUGGUGUGCAAAUACAUCGAGGAGCCGGUGCUGUUUGAGCGUGAGGACGUGGGGCUGGUGAAGUUUGAUGUGCGCUACGUGGUGCUGCUGCGCUCUGCCUGCCCCCUGCAGCUCUACAGCUACGACGUGUUCUGGCUGCGCUUUUCCAACAGGGCAUUUUCGCUUGAUGACCUGGAUGACUAUGAGAAACAUUUCACUGUCAUGAAUUAUGCUCCUGGUGUGACAUUGAAACAGGUGCACUGUGAAGACUUUAUUCCUCUGUUUGAAAAACAGUAUCCUGAAUAUCCUUGGACAAUGGUACAAGCAAGUAUUUUCAAGGCAUUUGCUGAUUUGUUCCAAGUUGCUUCGUCUAAACCUGCCCCUCUUGGCAUCUGUGAUUAUCCAUCAUCAAGAGCAAUAUAUGCCAUUGACUUGAUGCUUAAGUGGGACACCAGCAGAGAUGGAAAAAAAAUUAUGCAGCCUCAGAUCCUGGAGGUGAACUUUAAUCCUGACUGUGACAGAGCCUGCCAAUACCACCCUACCUUUUUUAAUGAUGUCUUCAGCACCCUUUUUCUGGAUGAAACAGACAACUGCCAUGUGACACGCAUUGUCUAACCACAGGAGACAUGACUCCAUCAAUUUCCUUCUCAGAUACGCUUAACAACAGGAUUUAUAUUUCAGUUCUAUGAGCUGCUGAUACAACUGUUUUCCUAUGCUGAUCACCAGGGGAAAAAAAUACCAUAUCAAAAGAAGAUGCAAAUACCACAUACUGUAUUGAUAAUCCCUUUGUCUGCACUGUCCAAGUCUUGCUUUGUUCUUUCUGUAAAACAUAGGUGUGUGUUGACAAAGUGGCUUGUUUAUUGAAUAUUUGAGACCUCAGAGUAGGACUUGUUUUUCAGGUAGCCUGAUUGUUUGCUUGCUGGGAAACAUUGCACAAGUUCCUUAUGUCAACAUUAAAACUAUAAUUUACUGAAUCACA
Messenger RNA from Parus major (Great Tit), 2277 nucleotides. It is a transcript of the gene TTLL12, whose product is annotated as tubulin tyrosine ligase like 12. NCBI's taxonomy places the organism in Eukaryota, Metazoa, Chordata, Aves, Passeriformes, Paridae. The coding region runs from base 27 to 1913 and encodes 628 amino acids. Gene Ontology annotation, biological process: protein modification process. The record is from RefSeq and is a predicted model, not a curated record. The transcript is spliced from 14 exons.